Messenger RNA from Pollicipes pollicipes, 578 nucleotides. RefSeq lists its product as uncharacterized. The record is from RefSeq and is a predicted model, not a curated record. NCBI's taxonomy places the organism in Eukaryota, Metazoa, Arthropoda, Thecostraca, Pollicipedomorpha, Pollicipedidae. Bases 27 to 578 code for a protein of 183 amino acids. The transcript is spliced from 4 exons.
GCGUGCUGGGCGGGUGCGCGGCUGGAAUGGCGUCCCUCUGGCUGACAGUGACGACAGUGCUCCUACUCUGCGCUGCAGCCUCCACCAAGGACGUGUCGCGCUGCUACGACUGCUUCACAACCGCGCAGCGCUCCAGCUGCCACGUGCAGCCGAAGCUGGAGCUGGCCGGCAUCGCGGGCUGCCGGCGGGGCACUUCGCGCUGCGUCACCGAGCGCCACCAGGCCAAAGACGGCAGCAUAAUCUCCCUGCGCCGCCGGUGCGCCACCUGGCUCGAGUCCCGCUUCAGCUACAACAGAUGUGACGACCAGACCGACGGCAGCAGCCGCUGCCUCUCCUACUGCCGCGGCGAGCUCUGCAACAGCGGCACGGGUCGCUUGUACACGGCCACACGCUACUGGAACUACGACAGCCCCGACUACGCCGACUACGUGUUCGACCCCGAGGAGGCCGUGCUCGACCCCGACUACGGCGGCGACCCGCUCCACGAGCGGCACUGGCUCUGCGCCUGGACGCGAGGACAGUGGGUCUUGAACGCAGUGCUGUUCCAGGGUCUGGCGCAGUGUGAGCUACAGUUGUGA